Messenger RNA from Anopheles bellator, 873 nucleotides. RefSeq names its product angiopoietin-related protein 6-like. The record is from RefSeq and is a predicted model, not a curated record. The transcript has 2 exons. NCBI's taxonomy places the organism in Eukaryota, Metazoa, Arthropoda, Insecta, Diptera, Culicidae. Bases 1 to 873 code for a protein of 290 amino acids.
AUGAAGUAUAAGAAGAUAUCGUUCGCAUUGGUGACUAUCGGCCUCAUUUGCACUUAUUUAUGCGAGGGAUCAUUUUCGAUUUUGAGCGAACCACGUCAAAGCUGUGCUGGUUAUGAUGGAAUUGCUAACGCGAUUGCUGCUUUAACGGAAAGUGUUUCAGGACAGACACAGCAAGUGGACCCAUUGCUUGUUCUGCAAUCAAAACUUACCGAUCUGUUAAAAUCGGUCAGAAUUUAUAAGUCGUGUGAUGAUGUCACAGGCCCUCCGGGAUUGUAUAGAGUUCGAGACGGAAUCGUGCCCCGGUAUUUCUUUUGCGAGACGCAAGUGCAGGGUGGAAGAUGGACCGUAAUACAGCGUCGAAUAGAGGGAAAACUCAACUUUACUAGAAGCUUCACUGAAUACACUGGCGGCUUUGGGCAUCCAAACAACGAGUUUUGGAUUGGACUCACGCGUAUCAAUGGCAUCACUUCACAAUCCCAACACGAGUUAAUGAUUUACAUGGAGGCUUUCGACGGUGCCAAUGCGACAGUUCGAUACACCGACUUUAAAAUUGGCAAUCUCAGCGACAACUUUCGUCUCACAUCGCUUGGAAAUUACAGUGGAACCCUCACGGCAAAUUCUUUCUCAACAUCCCUUAACAAAUCGUUUUCUACGUUCGACAAAGACCAAGAUACAUCGAAUACAACUAACUGUGCGAGAGUUUGGGGUGGUGGAUGGUGGUUUAACAAUUGUGGCGACAGCAACUUGAAUGGAUUCUACCGUGGACCCACUCCCACAACAACCCCAAAAACAUCUAUGACGUGGGCUGCCUUCAAGGGAAAUUCGCAACCUCUCAAGGCUUCUAUUAUGAUGAUACGAAAAUUCAUUCCAUAA